AUGCUGGAAGGUUAUACAUUAUUCCUCUUUCUGGUCGUGAUGGUGCAGUUGUUCAGUGGGGUCCUGGCAAAUGGCCUCAUUGUGGUUGUCAAUGCCACUGACUUGAUCACUCGGAGGAAAAUGUCCCCAUUGGGUCUGCUUCUUUCUUGUCUGGCAGCUUCUCGGAUCAUUCUGCAGUUGUGUAUCUUGUUUGCACAACUGGGUCUACUCUGCUUGGUGAAAUCCUCUAUAUUUGCUUACAACGUUGCCUUUGUCUUCUUUAUAAAUGAAUUGAGUCUUUGGUUUGCCACAUGGCUCUGUGUUUUCUACUGUGCCAAGAUUGCUACCAUCUCUCUCCCACUCUUCUUGUGGCUGAAGAUGAGGAUAUCCAGGUUGAUACCAUGGCUGAUCCUGGGAUCUGUGCUCUAUUCAACUGUUACUGUUAUGAUCUACGGCAGAGAGACUUCAACAAUUCCCAAACAAAUGUAUGCAAGCUUCUUUUCUGAAAACGCAACUCAGGUCAUAAAGCUACAUAACAUGGCACUCUCCGUCAUUAUCCUUGGGCUCACGCUACCAUCGCUCAUCUUCAUUGUUGCUGUUCUGCUCUUGAUCUUCUCCCUGUGGUACCACAGCUGGAAGAUGAGGACUGUGGUGGGCACUAGCAGAUACACUCACAUCAGUGCAAUGCUGUCCUUUCUAUCAUUCUUCAUCCUCUAUUUCUGCCACUACAUGGUGGCUCUUGUGGUCUCUACUCAAGGCUUCCACUUAGGAAGCACAGACUUUCUAUACUGCACUUUGCUGGUUGGUAUGUACCCCUCAUUACACUCUGUCAUCUUAAUUUUAGGAAAUCCUAAGCUGAGACAAAAUGUAAAAAUGUUCUUUGUCCAUUGUAAGCGUUGUCAUUGUGUGAGAGCUGAGAUCACUUCAAGAAAGUGA
This is a messenger RNA of Peromyscus eremicus (cactus mouse), 915 nucleotides long. It is a transcript of the gene Tas2r1, whose product is annotated as taste 2 receptor member 1. Bases 1 to 915 code for a protein of 304 amino acids. The record is from RefSeq and is a predicted model, not a curated record. Lineage: Eukaryota; Metazoa; Chordata; Mammalia; Rodentia; Cricetidae. Gene Ontology annotation, cellular component: membrane. The transcript has a single exon. Gene Ontology annotation, biological process: G protein-coupled receptor signaling pathway; detection of chemical stimulus involved in sensory perception of bitter taste; sensory perception of taste. Gene Ontology annotation, molecular function: bitter taste receptor activity; G protein-coupled receptor activity.